Seriola aureovittata is the source of this 9685-nucleotide messenger RNA. RefSeq names its product cilia- and flagella-associated protein 54-like. Bases 73 to 7740 code for a protein of 2555 amino acids. NCBI's taxonomy places the organism in Eukaryota, Metazoa, Chordata, Actinopteri, Carangiformes, Carangidae. The transcript has 57 exons. The record is from RefSeq and is a predicted model, not a curated record. Gene Ontology annotation, biological process: cilium assembly.
GCUCUUUGUUGUUGGAUAUAGUAGCUAACAAAAAUAUGUUGGUUUGUUAAAAUUGUCUUUGUGACCACAGAAAUGGACUUACCGGCUUCAUAUUACGGCAUAAUUGAUAAAAGAAACCCAGUCAUUUCAGCUUUUGAACGGGACAUUAACUCGUUUAUGACACUGAUGAGACGAGUCGUUUCUUCAAGAAGUCAAGACAACGGCUCUAAUGCUAAAGGGAUUAAAAUCCUGGUGGAGAUAUGGAGAAAGUACAAACAUCGACUGCCCUCAAGGUUGUACCAGGAGCGCAUGUUGCAGAUUGCAGAUUUUCUCUAUGGAAUAAAGUUGUACCAAUUGGCUCUUUGGCAGGGCUACACUCUCCACCUACUGCAAUUCAGCACAGUGAAAAUAACUGACAUCACAGAUGUGGACCACUUCAUGGCCUGCUUCUUCCCUGAAGGUUUUGAUACAGACAAAGAUGCCUUUGCCUUGAAGAUCCGUGCAAUGCAGGGCUCUGCCCUGUGUAUAUUUGAGCUGGAGAAAAGGCACAGCGUCCUCAGCCAGAAGGGACUCUGUAAACUGCUGCGUGUGCUGAACUUCAUCAGGAUAAUGAUGCAGGCUUUUCAGCAACAUGAACACCUCUGCUGGCAAAUAUAUAAUGGUUCAUUACAUAUCUACACCAUCUGUCGUUAUCUGAUGGCCAUGAAUUGUAGUGCACAGGCACUGGAGUACCUUCUGUGGGCAAGCAUCAGUUUUGAGCUCUCCAUUCCACUGAUGACUGCGAAGUAUCUGCCAUGGAUUGUCACACUCUACUGUGCUGUCUGUCACUGUUACUAUGACAACCAGGCUGCAGUGCAGGCGGAGGAAUUUACCAGGAGAGCCCUCGGAAAAAUCAAUGAGCUAGCAGAGCUGGAGGAGCAGAGUGAAGUUCCUGCCACCAGAGAGACUCAGAGAGCUUAUAAAGAGGCGUCUAUCAAGCUGGGUGCCAUGAUGUUCAAGCGGGCAGUGUAUGAGACCAGAAGGAGAACCAAACCCACGUUCAGAGUCAAAGCCAAAAGCACCCUUAAAGACAUGCCUAAUGUGCCAUGGCCCCGUACUGCAACAGAGCGUACGCUAAUGGGACUGUUUGACAACAGUGCAGCACAGUUCUUGGGCAUCUUAGAAGCACUUUGGGACAGCAGCAGACAACCACUGCAAACGAGGAUGCCAGAUGAACCAGAGCUGCAAGAAGUGAUCCUGGAACUCCUGUCUGCUGGCAUCAGUAUAUUAUCUGGAGUAACAACUACUAGUGAGCAAAGGUAUGAUGACCAACCAUACAUGUGUCUUAGUACACUGACAUCGACAUCCACUCUAAUGGAUUCAGCCAUUGCAGGUGAAAACAAAGUACCCAUCAUGUCUGCAGUGAGGUUCAUUAAGCUGCUAUUUCAGUACAAGGAGCCAGAUGCAUUCACUGAACUUGCCAAAGAGAUGCUACAGGUUUUGUCUGGUGUGGAAGGUCAGUCAUUCAGGAAGGCAGAAAUGGAGCUUGCUUUACUCGACAGUUUCAACAAUCUGCUGUGUUCCCAGAGGAGCCGUCCUAAAGAUGACAACGUGAUUGAUGGUAGCAAAAACAGACACAUGUCUUCAUUCUCAAUGAGUGAUGAGUUCAUUUGCCUGGUAGACACCCUGCACAACACAGUUUGUGGCUGCGCUCCUGAGGUACAGCCAGACAGGGAACUGGUUUUGGAAGUUUUUUUAUUUAUCUGGGGUAAAGUGAAGGUGGUGAUGCAAAGGGAUGAGCUGCAAAACCCAGAGUUUACACACUACCUCGAGAAGGUUGAUAAUUACGAUAAGUGGCUGUGGUGUCUAUCUAGGCUGUGUGAGGUGGCCUUUGCCUCUGAUCUGGCAACUGUGGACUGCAUAAUGACAACAGAGAUGAUCUACACAAUGGCCAUACUGCUAGAGAGUGCAGCUGAAAGCAGUAAUCAAACACAAUGUCCAGCAGCUCCUGAAGCAGACAGUGAUGCCGUGAAACCAAGCCCUUUCUCUCUUCUUGAGAGUUCAAGUACAGAGAUGCUUCAGAAGGUGUGUGAGUUGGUGAGGAGAGGUCUUAAAGCAUUGGCAAAGGGCGUAGAUACACAGCUAACCCAAGAUUGCUCAGCAAUCACUGACUCUGCUUUUAUGCAGAAAUUUUGUCCCCUCCCUCCAUCGACUCCUUCACUAUCAGAAGAGGGAAAUGAGAAAGAUGAAAUAAGUAAGAAGGAAAAAGAAGAAGUGGAAACUAAGGCUGAUUCAGAUAUGAAAAGCUCUCAAGACACUCAGUCCACACGUGUGCCUCUGCUGGCCACAGACCUUCAUCUAGAGCUAGACAUCAUCUACCACAGAGCUUCCCUCAAGUUACUGCAGCUUAACGCAGUUGCAGAGUCUGAACUGUUGGAUCGGAUCAAAAAGAACAAGGUGUCCAAAGCUCUUUUUCUGGUCCAGAAAGCCUUACUGGUGUACAACAGCAUGGGACCAAAUAAGAGCAGCAAAACCAAGAGUCUGCUAGAGGAGGCUUCCAUCCUGAUAGAGAAAGCAGGAGUAGAGGAGAGACGACUGCAUAUCUCCACCACUUCUAAGACACCUGCUGAAAAUAAAGACAAAGGACUGAAGGAAGAAGAGGAAAACCCUCCACCUCCCCCCAUCCUACUGUCACGCACUGACCAUUCCUUAACUUUUGCUCCAGCAACGUAUAAUUUGGAGGGACAGGUGUGCUGGUACCAGCUUUGUGGCCGUGCAGCUGAGGGUAUUAACCAGAAAGUCCGCCUUGGAGACUGCAGCCUGCCAGGAACUGGAAAUAUGGUACCAGCAGUAUCUGGUGAGUGUGUACUGAGUGUGGAGGGGCUUGUUCCCAACCAGAAAUAUGUGUUUGCUGUUGCAACCUACAACAGCCAGGGAAAGCUACUUGGAAACACCAUAGGGGCGACAACAUUCCCACUGCUGGCAUCCAUGCCUGUACCACUGCUUUCCACAUGGGCUCACUUGGCUCAGGCAGCAUUUCAAACAGAACAGUAUGCCUUAGCAAAGAGAGCCUGCAGGGAACUGUGGAGCCACUAUACCUUCCCUGACCCUGGGUCCCACAGUACACAGGAUAGACUUGCUACCACAAGGCUGCAUGAACAGACCGUACAAAGCUCCUCUUUUCACCUGUGUCAGUUGUUCCUCACUUCCAUCUUCAUUGAGACAGAGAUCAACAUUCAGCAGGGAUCGCUCUACUGUAACUCAUUCAGUGACAAUGGGCCAUUUAUCUGGGAACAGGAAGCCAGACUGGCAGAAUGUGAGCGAAUGCUGGUGGCUAUGGACUUGGCAAUGUACUUAAAUGAUGGCAUGGCUGCCGUGCAAGCUGUAGUAAGCUGUUAUGGCCUUUUGGCACCUCUAAUCUUUCAUCAGAUCCAAUGCAACCCUGUGGUACAGGUGCUAAAAAAAUGCUUGAUAGUUUUGGAGGAGAAUUCAGGUCUUCUCAAACACAAAUGGACUGGAAACAUCUCAGAGUCAUUUAUGCACAUGAUAGCCUGCAUCACCUACUACUUGUCAAAGACAUUACGUGCGCUGAGGGAGCAUGAGAUGGCUUUUGCAGUUAUGGACUGUGGUCGCAGGCUGCUCCAGGAGGUCUACGAUGCCCAGCGGCAAAUUAUGAGACUUGCCAAUGAGGCUGUGGGUGUAAGGAAGAGUGGAAAAACACAUCAUGCUGCAGUCAAGGGUGAAAUAAGUCUUCAGCUGAAGGCACUGUAUGCGAAGAACAAGAAGAGACUCACAUCCGAAGCAGCGCUAACCGCAGACAAUGAGAUUUUGCGCUCACUGACUGGCAGUGAGGAUCCCACCAUAUUGUAUGAGCUGAUCUCCAGCAGCACAUUAAAGGAUGCCUAUCAAGAUGUGAUGAAGGUUAGACGCAAGGCAUAUUUCACUGAGUAUGCGGCAGUACUACUCCAGAGAACCAUGGAAGAAGGUCACCACAACCUUGUAUUAAAGUGGGGCCAAAGCAUAUUUGAAUUCCUUUCCAGGCGUGACGAGAUGAUGGGACUGUCCACAAAAUGUUUGGAGGGAAAUGGUGAUAGAAAAAGAAGAAAUAGUGUUCAAACUCCGAAAGGAAAUGAACAACCCCAGCAGAACAAGAACACACCUUCUCAUGACGACACAAGAAAGAAAAUAAAGCAGAAAAUGCCACACAGCACUCUUCAGAGAGUGAAAACUAACAGGGAGAUGCAAGUUGUGGAGAACCUGAUAACCAUGAUGUCGUCUGUGGUGCAACGCCACAAGAAGCAGCUUCAGCUGAGGAACAUGUGCUGUGAGGAGAGAGUGUGGAAGUCACAUCUUAACUACGUCAUGGCUCAGGCACAUAUAGCACUGCUUUACCAGGGCCUGGACCAGAUACAUGGAGGAGCCCUGCAGCACAGGUACAGCCAGUUCAAUCCCUUGUGUUUCUCUCUGGCCUAUUCUGGUCUCCUGGUACGGAGGAACUCACAGCGACAGAAGUCUUCUAAAUAUGAGGUUGUCUCGGAGAGAGACUCCUCUCACUCUGGUCAUAGGAAUUACGUGGUUACAGACAAAGACAGGCUCAAAAAGGAGGACGUUAGAGCUGAUGACUCUGUCUCAGAGGAGAGUUGUGAGGAGGGAGAGAACCCCUCACAAUCUGUGGAACAGCAGUUUGAGACACACAGGCACACUGCUGCCAUGCUGUUCGACUCGCUUAACAAAGCUGCUUUACAUCUCAGAAAAGCCAUGGUGUUGGCCCAUCGUGGCAGCCAUUGGACCACUCUGCAGUGUGUGUGUCAGACUGUGUGGGACCAAAGCUGCCGAAUUGCUUUCAUAGUACAAUCAACUGUUCAGUUUGAACCUCACUCCCCCAUGACAGCAGAACAGCUGCACACCACCUUCACUCGGCUCCUGGUGCUGGCUACUGACCUAAUCAUGGAUAUGCUGAACAGACUAGGGUUGUGGAGUUUGUAUGACAGCGACAUGACCGAGGAGGAACUGGAGUCCAGUCUUCACUUCUCGGCCCCUCUGGAUGACAGCACCCAGGUGGACCUGCGCUGGGUUCGGACCUUGGUGUUGCACACUCUGGAGCGGCUCCAUGAUAGUGGCAAAUGGGAAAGCCUGGCCCACUUUGCCUUACUUUUCAACUCAUACACACGGGAACGUUAUGCCUUGAUUACAACUCCUUUACUCAUCCAUGCUGAGAGGAGGCUGCUUGAAAGGAUUAGUAGUUUUGGAGGACCUGCAGUUCCACAGCCACACCAUAUCAAGACACAGAAGGCCACUGGCAAAGAGGUAACUUACAGGAGCUACGCAGGCUGCCAGCUGCUCAGUGGGUGGAUCCCUCACCAUGCACAGCAACCAUCCAUUCACAAAAAAGCAGCACUCACAAACUCCACUCAUCAGCAUGCAGUUGAGCUUAAAGGUGCAGAAAUACAGCGCUCCAUCUCCCUUGUGUGCGUUCCUCUGGAUGUAGAAGACACACUGAGCUGUUACCAACAAGCCCUUGAGAGAAGACCACAUUGUCUUCAAGUCUUCCAGCAUAGUCGCUCAUUACUGUCACUGUUACUGGCAUACACACAGCCCUGCUUUGCAGGACAGUUGCGGCACUGUCAGAGCAGAGGUCUCAGCCAUUCUGCAAGCCUGGUGGAUUUCAGCCCCAUAGUUAUGCCCACUCCAAACAUCCAACCAUGCGACCUGACGGAGGAGGACUACAGUACUCAAAAUGCUCUCUACAGCCUCCCUAUCAGCACCGACCACAUGCCGACUGUCACUGCUGCAUACUCCAACUCCAUUAAGUAUCUCCAGGCCAACAAUCAUGACUCCCUCAGAGUUUUGAUGCUGCAUGAAAUGGGAAACCUACAUUUCUACAACGGUAACACAAGGGCUGCACACUCAUUCUGGAGUAAAGCUGUAGAUUGUGCCUUACAGAGCUCAGGUGCUGUAGAUAAAUGGGAUGGUGUGUUGUAUGAAAGUGGCUCCCUUCAACAAACCCUGAAACAGGCUGGCAUUUGGGGAUGUCUACAGGCUGCUGGGCUCACUGCUAAGAUUGCACAGUAUAUUUUAACGUCUGAUAUCAGACAGCGGACUAAGUAUUGUCUCAUCUCUGCUCACCUGUUUAAGUGUGUGCUGUGCUGCUCCCUGGCUCAACCCCAAGUCGACCUCCAUUACGCCUCCCACAGCAUCAGAGAUGAACUGCUCCCUGGAGUUGACCUUUUCUCUGAACCUCACAGGGUUCACCUUGGUACCACUGUAACCAGCCUUAAUUUCCUCUGCCACUGGCUUUUCACCACAGGAUACUACAUCACGCUACUGCCCAUUCUAGCUCUUUACCUACAUUUUGUGGGGACUGUGUGCAGAGAUGUGCAACGCACUGUUGAGGGCAAAAUACUUAAGAUACGUGCCCUUACUGAACUCUGUCUGUUCACUGAAGCUGCAAAAGAGACAGUUAAGCUCACACAAGGAAUAGGUGUCCUUCUGCCUUAUGGACACUACAUUGCCAAAGACGAUCACCAACCUGUCAAGACAUUCUACAGCAACAAAUCUCUCCUGGACAAUGCUGAGGCUUUGGAAGAACUUAUGAACUGUGACUUUGCUCCAGUGGUCCAAACGUUGUAUGGAUCCACAUUGUGCCUCCGAUUGAACCUGGCUCGCGUUCAACUAGUCCUGGCACUCAGUAACACCGUACAUGGCCCUCCUGUGCCAGAUUCUGUUGAAGGAGAAGCUUCUGCCAGCAUAACAGGUUGUUUGGUGAACUCAAAACACCAUGAACAGGACAGAUCAGAUACUGAGAGCUCCUAUCUAAAGAUGGAAGAGCCAAAGGUGCUGGAUCUUGAUACACAGAAUCUGACUCUAGAAAGGAUUAAGUUCCUUUUGUUGAAAGGAGCGUCCUCCUUGUUGCACUCCAUUUCACAGCAGCUCAUAUCUCAGUGCUUUAGCAAAAUGGAGAACCUGGAACUGACAAUAGAGUCAAAUCUUCUAAAGGCCAACCUCUGCCUGCAGCAAGGACAUACUGCAAUUAGUUCAGAAAUGGCAGUUUCAUCCUUGGUGCUGCUGCAGACGUCACCUGUAAUCAUGAGAGGAUUACCUGUCUCUCAGAAACCUGUGUCUGAGCUCCCACAUCCCAGUACUGGAAGUGAAUGGGGUACAAAAGACCCCCUACAUGGAGACUGUCCCAGAGCAGUUGAGGCAAGUGAGAGAAUUGGAGUUUUUCUGUGGCUGCGUUGCCGCCUGGCUCUGGUCCACAGCCUAGCUGCACACAUCCGUGGCACCGCUGCCCUUUCUCCAGGUAAGAACAUUAAUGAAGAGGCAGCUAAGGUCUUACAGGAGGGCCUUGAUGAAUGUGCGGUAUGGGGAGACCUUGAUAUUCAAGCCCUUUUGAUGGUUGAAGCUGCAGAAUUGGAAGCACAGAGAGGCAAGAGGGAUGACAGCAUGGCAAUGCUACAGGAAGCAGUGAGCCUGCUGUCAGGACGGACAUGCAUACCACCAGGGUCCAGUGUUACUCUGGCUCGAGCCACUUUGCUACUCAGUGACCUUAGAAGAGUACAGAGCACCACACUUCUAAAACUGACACAGAAACUACUGCAAAAGCAGCUGUGUAUUUUUGGUGAGAAUGUGGCAUUGGAUGAUGGAAAAUUGUGUUUUGCUCCUCCUGGACCUAGCAACAUCUACCUCCCUUACCUCAGCAUACUGGAUCAGACCACUUUACGAAUUGGUCAAAUCCAGGAUCUCUGCGCCAUGGAAAUGCCAGUUUCUGCACAGUCUUUAUAAUCUACUUCCAAGCAGCAUUUGCAACUGUCCAGCCAGAUUGAGAGAGACACUCAGGCACCAAUUCCAUCUCUGGGCAACCUCCUGUCCUACAAGCCCCCCAUGUUCAGCCAUCUAAACCGAAUAGAAUGACAGCCAUAAGGUGUUACAGUUAGAACUUGUGGGCAACCUGGUGAAAUGGCACAUUAUGUAAUCAACUUGGUAUUUAAAAACUGAAGUACUGUAUUUGUUAACAGGCUAUUACAAUGGAUAUUUAUAAUAUGAAAUAGAACUUAAAUGCAAAUAAUAACUGGACCUGGAAAUAGUUUGAUAAGCUGAACAAGAAUGCAAAUGUUAUGUCAUGGAUAUUUAAAGUUACUGUAAGUUGAUAUUAUCUAGAAUUGAUAUCGAUGAUGGUUAUGUUGGUCCUGUAUAUAUUCAUGUGAUUUUAUCUUCAUAUUCUUUAUUCUUUAAUCUUACAGUAUGUUUACCUGCAAGCUGGCAGCAUACAGAAACAAAUAGCACUGUAAGAGUUUGUAAUAAACAUUUCUUUAGAUACCUUUUGAAAUGCAGGGCAAACUGGCAGUUGAGCCCAGGCAACUUGUCAGGUUCAGAAUGCUAGUGUCAUUACCAAGUAUGACUGAUGGGUAAAACUUGGGUGGUAUUACAGAUGGAUUGAAUAUUAUACAUUUUUGGCAAAAUGCCUAUUUAAAACCUUAUUACCUCUUUCUAAAUCUGAAGUUUGACAGUUUAGUUUUAAAUGACACAAUGUGACUGUUACUUUCACAUUUUCCUAAUAACUUCAUUGCUUAUGAAAAUAGCAUUAUGGGGAUGAAAAAGGACAAGGGCACUGGCCUAAGGGCCAGAGUCCAGCAUCAUCAUCCCUAAAACAAUCCAGGGCAGAGUGUGCAGAGCAAACCUAGGUACGGCUAACAUUUUAACUGAUUACCAUCAGACAUACAGCUGUAAAAACAUAAAUCCAUAUCAUUUCAACAUAAACAUAAUUUCUGUUAUUACAUCACACUAAAUUCAAAAAUGAGCACGACUGACUGAACAAAAUCCCUCUAGAAUGUGUGACUAAAUGAGAUGGGGUAUUGAGGAGUGAUCUAAUUGAAGUCCAGGGACCUUCAAGUCAAAUGUCCAAUGUUUCUAAGCUUGUGGCCGACAUAUAGUCCAGGUAUCCCUUACAUUAAGCCAGUCCUUACUUUCCAGUGAAUGAGUAUUGUAGUUUUCACAUAGAAACAUGCUACUCCGAUCAGCCAUUGUAUCAUUGGGAAAUUGAUUCCCACUACCUUACUGCCCAGUAUACACGCUGUGGGGCAUUUUGGGAUAUUUUCAUAAGAAAUAGAAAAAAUAUAUACUUAAUUAAGACUGAAUCAUCAAUGUGUAAACAGCAUUGUACUGUUGUAGCUGCUGUUUGAACUAUAUAGUUAGCUAGUUUAGUCCAGUAAUUCCCAACCUAGGGGUAGUUGCCCUCCAAAGGGUCACCAAAUCUCAGUGGUCCUGAGAAGAUAAAUGUGAGAGGACAAAAUUAGAAACAAAGUUCUGAUACGCAAACCUUUAUUCAGGUUUUGGACUUCUCUAAUUGGAAUUUGUAACUACAGCUGUUAUGUAGCUUACUGCAGUAAAACUACAUUUCCCAGUAAAAUGCAGUAGACUAGAAGUAUAAAGUGGCACAAAAUAGAAAUACUAGCAGAGUAUAAGUACAUCAAAAUUGUGCUUGUGCAGUAUUUUGAUUACUUACUGCUGUCCAUGCCACCACUGGUUUAAUGGUAGAAAAUAAAAGGCUGAGGUCACAUACAGAUAUAGCCUGGAACCAAAGAAAUUCUGAAUUGUGGCUUUACUUAUCAUACAUUGGGCUACAUUUAUGAAGCUAAAAUGUGUAGCGUAAGCUUAUUAUCGCUAACAUAUUGUUUCAGGCAACCACAAGCUGAUAGUAUGUCCUCAGUUUCAACUGUGGAAGCAUUCA